GCUAAACAGCACUUUGUCCUCCGCCAUUAUUCUUUGUUAAGUUGUUUGUUUUGCUCAAAACAGUUAAACUCGAUAAAAUCAAAGUUUUUCUAGCAAAUUGUCCAUUUAUUGACUAUAGUGUGUGAAGAAAAUUUUCGAGAAAAUCGACUAACAAGCAAAAUUAGAACCAGAAUUCAAACGAGACUUUCGUUAAAUCCGACGUACGGUGAACCUUAACUUACAAUGGCAGAAACACCAAAUUCGAUCGUCUACAAGAACGUGGUGCCGUGGCGUGGCUGCGAAAAGCUCUAUUUAGAUACUCGUACGGCUGAUGUGUUCUUUGUUUUUGGUUCUUCACGUGAAAAUGUUGUGAAGGUUCCAGCGCAUAAAUGCAUACUUUCUGCGAGCAGUCCAGUAUUCGAUGCAAUGUUCUUUGGUCCUGCCCGGGAAAUAGGCAACACAAUAACCAUCGUUGAUGCAUCGCCCGACGAAUUUAAAGAAUUCCUGCAAUUCUUCUAUCUCAGUUCAGUUCGAUUGACGGUUGGCCACAAACCGAGAAUCAUGAAUCUCGGUGAAAAGUACAUGCUGAACGUUUGCAAAAAAGCAUGCACCGAACUGUCGAAAGCAACAUUGACCAUGGAAAACAUGUGUUUGGGUUACGAAUUGGCCAUUCUCUUCAAUCAAGAUGAUCUGAAGGAAUAUUGUGAAGCGAAAAUCAGCGAAAAUCCAAUGGAAUUUUUUAAAUCCCAAAGCUUCUUGGAUUGUGAACCGAAUUUGCUGCGUUACAUUUUGCAGUUGGACUCGUUGAAGUGCGAUGAAUCAGUUGUAUUCGAUGGUUGUAUGGCAUGGGCCAAAACUGCCUGCAUUCGAAAGGGUCUGGAUGGGAAUAAUAUGCAGAACCUUCGAUCCGAGCUUGGCGAUCUCUUUUAUGAGAUUCGAUUUGGUGACAUGACACUCGAAAUGUUUAAUGCUUGCGUCGAUUUGUAUGAAGGACUUUCGAGACAUUAUCGGAAUGAUUGCAAAUGAAAAUUUCCAUCCAGCAAAAUUUAGUCGGAAGUUGCGCUCAUUGGUGUGUGACCGGGUUGAUCAUCUCAAAUCAUAUACGGUAGAGAGUUAUAAGGAUCUUGGACCAAUAGGAUGUGAUUAUACUGUGUUUACAUCAAAUCGUCCACUUUUACUGACCAAAAUUUGCUUCAGCGAUUUUCUGUUCCAAAAUGAAACUGUGAAACGUAUCAACGUCUCAUUUGAAGUGAAUGGAAACGAUUUUUCAACUAAAGAUCCACGCCAUACUAACAUUUUCGGUCGCGUGCUUAUUCAAUUGCGUAAACUUAAUGUAAAUCCAAGAGAAGAAACACUGGUGGAGCUUGAAAAACCAAUCGUCAUCAUGCCAAAUGUCCUUUAUACAAUCGCUUUUGCUCUUGAGCCAAAAUACCAGAGCACGUUUAUCAAAAGUUUUCUGAUCCACAAAAAAAAAGUUGAUAUUGGACACGGUACCAUCAUCGAAUUUCAUGAUCUCCAUCAAAUUGAUUCGAAUGUUAGAAAUGAUACUUCUCUAUCUGGACUGGUCACAAAACUCCACUUCCGAAACUACAAAGUAUAAAGUACUCGAAUGCGUACUCAAUCCAUUUCAAAUCGAUUUUUUCUACCAAACUAUCAAUUUAUUCGGAGUAAUUUUGCUUUGAAAA
Contarinia nasturtii (swede midge) is the source of this 1664-nucleotide messenger RNA. RefSeq names its product BTB/POZ domain-containing protein 6-A-like. The coding region runs from base 223 to 1005 and encodes 260 amino acids. The transcript is spliced from 3 exons. Gene Ontology annotation, molecular function: protein binding. The record is from RefSeq and is a predicted model, not a curated record. Lineage: Eukaryota; Metazoa; Arthropoda; Insecta; Diptera; Cecidomyiidae.